UGGUAGGGUCAGUAGAAUGUGUUGAUGCCCCAGAUUUUUUGCUUGACUUGUUCAGUGAGGUAGAAGAAAAACUUUUAGACUACACAAUUGAUCAAAUAUAUAUUCCAACUGAAUAUUUUAUCUGUGUGUCAAAGUUUCGACUCCUACAUGGUUUAUAUGGACUAGGAAACCUCGGACGUUUUUCGGAUGCCCCCUCAACGGAGUAGAAAUGGACGAAGACAUGACAAAUGUCUUCAAUUACCUAAAAUGUAAAGUAUACCCUCCAAAUGUAUGUAAGGACACAAAACGAAAAAUCAGAUCGAGGAGUAAAGCAUACGAAAUAAAAAAUGAAAUAUUGUACUGGAAAAACCAGAAGGGGGAGUUAAGACAAGUGGUCAUUAAUUUGUCAGAGAGAAAAAGGAUCUUGGAAGACAAGCAUGACAAAAACGGCCAUUUUGGCCGGGAAAAAACACUGUGGGCCAUAUCAGAGAUGUACUUUUGGAAAAAUUUGUCAGGAGACGUUGAAGAAUAUGUCAAUUCAUGCUUGAAAUGUCAAGAGGGAGGAGCUUUUAAAAAGUCGGAUGCAGAACUUUUCCCCAUUUCGAUUGUUAAACCUUGGUAUCACGUAGGAAUGGACCUCAUAACCAUGCCAAAGUCGUCAUCCGGAAAUUGUUACAUCCUAACAUUAAUGGACUAUUUUACAAAAUGGCCCGAAGCAGCCGCAAUUUCAAAUAAACGAGCAGAAACUAUAGCAUUUGAACUCUUAAAGAUUUGCAAAAGAAUGGGGUUUCCCACAGUCUACUCUAGUGACCAGGGGAGAGAAUUUGUUAAUCUAACAUUACAAAAACUAAUCAACCAGUACUCUGGAUCACAAAGAUUGUCGUCGGCUUACCAUCCCCAGACUAAUGGUUUAGUUGAGAAAUUCAACAGGACUCUGCAGGAGUCGCUAGUUAAAAUAAGCAGCGCAGAUCUGUGUGAUUGGGACGAACAUAUUGAUGAUGUUUUGUUUGCCUACAGAUCAACCAAGCACAAAACGACAAAAUAUUCGCCAUUUGAGGCAAUAUUUGGACGGAAUGCGUUUCCACAAAGAGAACAACAAUCUGAAAGCGAGUAUACUACGGAUAAUACAGAACCAGCUUUUGAAGAGGUGAUCGAAAAGCUCCAAAACACAAGAGACAGCAUUAACGAACAGAUAAAAGAAAAUGUUGAACUAUCCCAAGCAAAGCAAAAAAAAGUACUACAAAGACAAACGAGUACCGCUCAGACAAUUCCAUGAAGGAACAAAGGUAUUUGUAUUUAACACCCACAAAUCAACAAGAAAGGGUGGUAAAAAGGAAAAAAAAUGGUUAGGACCGUACAUUGUUACCAGUGUUCUAAGCAAAGGGUGCGUUAAAUUGAGAAAUCUUAAAGGUUCUCUCAUUAAGCGUUCUUACAAUGUGAAACUUCUGAAGAAGUGUGUUGACAGAAAAGAAAAACUUCGUCUUAAUGCUAACAACCAUGCAGACAUUGAUCAGAAGAUAUCAAACAGUAUCGGAGGGAUAGAACGUGACGCUAAUGACAAAGUCACAAAUGAUGUUGAAGAAAUCGUUGAUGUUGAUGAAAAGAAAACAGAUGAUGGUGACAAAGAGGCUUCUGGGGAUGACGACAGUGUCAUGGAAGCAGAUGCUGAUGCUGCUGAUGAUGAGGUUCCUAGGGAUGACGAAAGAGUUGAUGACUAUGAGGAGGAGGAAGAGGAGGAGAAAACAGAUGAUGAUGACGAAGAGGUUUCUAAGGAUGACGAAAGUGUCAAGGAAGCAGAUGCUGAUGUUGCUGCUGAUGAUGUUUCUGGGAAUGGCAAAAGGGUUGAGGAGGAGGUACUUGUAUCUGGAAGCUUUGAAUUAAAAAAUACGUUUUUUCCAGUUGAUGCUACUUGGCAAGAAAACCAAAUUUCAAAGCAUAACGUUAAUGUGUCUUUGAGAAAAAGACACCGUGGAAAAAUAAAAAAAACCUUUAGCAAAUCAUUGUCCAUUAAAAGUUAUGGAAGUCAGAGGAGACGGCAACUGUUUUUUCAGAUGUAUUAGUUAUGCUCUUACAGGAUGCCAGGCCCAGCAUAAAGCCAUACGAAACUCUGUCGUGAAAUGGAUGAAAACCAAUUCGGAGAAAGUGGAACGGCACUUUGGUACCCGCUAUAUUGACUGCUCUAACAUGAUUAUAAACGGAACAUGGGCAACAGAAGCCGAAAUUCUAGCGACAGCAGCUUUGUUGAAUACUGACAUUCAAAUCUAUUGUCAGUACGGCAAAUCUAUGCGAUGGGUAAAAUAUUCAAGCGAAACCCUUGGAAACUUCAAAUUCACAAAUAUGUGUAUAUACUUAACCAACGAAAGUGGAGUUCAUUUCAACUAUGUAGAAGAUAUUUAAAUAACAAUUAAAAUUCCCGACAAAGACAUAGAAUUUAGUUGAGAACACAGACACACAUAAAAGUGGCUGAAUUAUUUUCAGAAUUGAAGAACUAUGAAUAUCAAUUUAUGUUUCUUUUAAUACAUAUAUGGCAAUUGAAUUUGAUAGUUUUUGUUAUCAGUUUUGCACUGUUUGGACUUUGCAUUUUAUUACAGUUUUGAUCUAGCAAGUGUGUUAAAAAUGCUUUACUUGCUGUGAAUUGUAUUUGCGAUGCUGAUAAGUAAUCAGUAAUCUAAUAAAUUUUGAUAUUCCUUUAUUUCUGUCAUUUUUUUUUUACAAAUGAUAUGAUUAACCGACUUUAACAUUGUUUUAUUUGCGAGAAAAAAAAUCAUAAAUUCAUCUGCUUCCUCUUAAUUUUUUAAGCUUUAGUUUAAAUUCAGUUAAGGCAGAUGAUGUUACAAUCUUCAAGCACUGCGUUUAAUUAAAAAUAAAAGAAUCAAGAGCAUAAUUUAUAAAAACUGGCCUUGUUGUGAAAACUAUAUAGUUGCUUUGUUUAACGGAAACAAAAAUCAACGUAAAAACAUGGUGUACUUGUACGUGCGUUUAAGUGCGUGUUCUUUGAAAGACCAAUUAAUUUCUAACAAUUAAUAUACCAAUUUUUUUUUAUGCCAAAAAUAAAUGUAAUACAGAUUUGUUUUUCAUCAUUUUAGGAUAUCAUAUAUAUAAUAUAUGAUUUGCAAAAAAAAAAAAAAA
This is a messenger RNA of Saccostrea cuccullata (small rock oyster), 3108 nucleotides long. Its product is annotated as YTH domain-containing protein 1-like. NCBI's taxonomy places the organism in Eukaryota, Metazoa, Mollusca, Bivalvia, Ostreida, Ostreidae. The transcript has 2 exons. The coding region runs from base 1182 to 2039 and encodes 285 amino acids. The record is from RefSeq and is a predicted model, not a curated record.